UUGAUCGUUCAAUUCCCUCACUCUCUUGAUCUGAGAUUGAUCGAGACGAUCGAUUACUCCUGAAAAAAUCUCAAUCGGUAUAUGAAAUUUUGGGUUCUGAAAUGGAGCAAUUUCGGCAGCUUGGAGAGGCAUUGGGAAGUGUAAAAGCCCUCAUGCUAUUCAAAGAUAGCGUUCAUUUGAAUCAGAGGCAAUGCUGUUUGUUGCUCGAUUUUUUGAGCUUUGCGUAUGAUUCAGUAGCUGAGGAGAUGAAACAGAAUCUUCGAUUCGAAGAGAAGCAUACUAGAUGGAAGGUUUUGGAUCAGCCAUUAAGAGACUUAAACAGGGUAUUCAAAGAAGCAGAAUGGUAUAUCAGGCAGUGUUUGGAAACAAAAGAUUGGUGGGCAAAAGCCAUUAUGCUAUAUCAGAACACAGAUUGUAUUGAACUCCAUAUUCAUAAUCUGUUGUACAGCAUUACGGUUGUCGUCGAAGCCAUCGAAACAGCUGGGGAGAAUUCUGGUAGUGAUCACGAUGAUAUGCUGAAGAAAAGAUUAAUCAACUCCAUCAAAUACAGGAGAGAGCACAAGGAUUUGAAGAUUUUCAAGUGGAAAUUUGGGAAACAAUACCUUAUUACUCAAGAUUUCUGUAAUCGGAUGGACGCGGUUUGGAAUGAAGAUAGAUGGGUUCUACUCAAUAAGAUCCGGGAGAAGAAAUUCACAGCUUCAUCCAAGUAUGAGCAAAGAUUAACGGAUCUUCUUCUGAAAAACUUAGAUGGGCCAGAAUCUUUGAAUGGAAAGCUAUUGCCAAGUUCAAUGCUAGUAGGAUCAAGGGAUUACCAGGUAAGGAGAAGAUUAGGGGGUGGGAGUCAAUACAAAGAGAUUCUCUGGUUAGGGGAAAGUUUUGCUAUGAGACACUUUUUUGGGGAAAUUGAAUCCUUAAUUCCAGAGAUAUCGAUGCUCUUAUCUCUUUCUCAUCCAAACAUCACAAGAUUUCUUUGUGGGUUUACUGAUGAGGAAAAGAAAGAGUGUUUCUUGAUUAUGGAACUUAUGAGUAGAGAUUUAUCAAGCUAUGUAAAGGAGAUUUGUGGCCCUCGUAAGAGAAUGCCAUUUCCCCUUCCUGUAGCUCUAGAUUUGAUGCUUCAGAUUGCAAGAGGAAUGGAAUAUCUCCACUCAAAGAAAAUCUAUCAUGGGGACCUAAAUCCUUGUAACAUUCUGGUUAAGCCAAGAGCUUAUUCUACAGACGGCUAUGUCCAUGCCCAGGUCUCAGGGUUUGGCCUGCCUGUCGUCAAGUUUAAGAACUCUUCCAAUCAGAAUGAAUCCCUCCCAUUCAUAUGGUAUGCUCCAGAAGUUUUAGAAGAACAGGAUCAAUCAGGAAGUGCUGAGAGUUCCAAGUAUACAGAGAAAUCGGAUGUGUAUAGUUUUGGCAUGGUUUGUUUUGAAGUUCUAACUGGGAAAGUCCCUUUUGAGGAUAGCCAUCUUCAAGGGGACAAAAUGAGUCGAAACAUUAGAGCAGGAGAAAGGCCACUUUUUCCUCAUAGUAUGCCAAAAUAUGUAACGAACUUGACAAAGAGAUGUUGGCAUACUGACCCAAAUCAAAGGCCGAGCUUUCCAUCCAUUUGUAGGAUUCUUCGAUAUACAAAGCGAUUUGUUGCAAUGAAUCCUGACUACAACAGCCAGACCGAUCCUGCUAUGCCAACGGUAGAUUACUGUGACAUUGAGUCAGGUUUGUUGAGGAGGUUGCCAUCUUGUGGAAUAAGUGAGGCCUCAUCAGCAAUUACAGAUAUCCCAUUUCAGAUGUUUGCUUACAGGAUCGUUGAAAAAGAGAAAGCUGGUGCCAACAUUAAAGACACCUCAGAAUCAGGAAGUGAUGCCUCGGCAUGUGGGGAUGAAACAACAUCAUCAGUAGAUGAUCCUUUCCCAACGCUGGUUGAAAAAAAACUACCAGUUUCGCGGGAAGGAACGACCAGGAGGCUUUCAUUGACUAAGAACAAUUCUGAUAUUAAACUGAACAAGCUACCAGGUACACCAAAAGGACGAUUUUCAAGGCCUCCGCAAAUUAGUCCUCGUGGGCGUAGUAUGCGUAUGAAUUCCGAAAGCCAGCUUAUGGCAAUGAGUCCAAAGGUUAGAAGAUUGUCUGGCCAUGCCUCAGAUUCUGAGCUACCCUAA
Benincasa hispida (wax gourd) is the source of this 2141-nucleotide messenger RNA. RefSeq lists its product as uncharacterized. The record is from RefSeq and is a predicted model, not a curated record. Gene Ontology annotation, molecular function: protein serine/threonine kinase activity; ATP binding. Gene Ontology annotation, biological process: protein phosphorylation. NCBI's taxonomy places the organism in Eukaryota, Viridiplantae, Streptophyta, Magnoliopsida, Cucurbitales, Cucurbitaceae.